Doryrhamphus excisus (bluestripe pipefish) is the source of this 7677-nucleotide messenger RNA. RefSeq names its product zinc finger protein 576, tandem duplicate 1 (gene znf576.1). Gene Ontology annotation, molecular function: RNA polymerase II transcription regulatory region sequence-specific DNA binding; DNA-binding transcription factor activity, RNA polymerase II-specific. Gene Ontology annotation, biological process: embryo development; regulation of transcription by RNA polymerase II. The record is from RefSeq and is a predicted model, not a curated record. NCBI's taxonomy places the organism in Eukaryota, Metazoa, Chordata, Actinopteri, Syngnathiformes, Syngnathidae. Gene Ontology annotation, cellular component: nucleus.
CAUGAAGUUUUUUUUUUCAUUGUCGACAUAAACAUUAAAGAUGUUUCAAAGAAAAAACACUUUCUAUUUCACUACAUUUAUUGCUCUUUUUUACAAAGGUCGGUUAUAUCGCAGCUAACUAUGCAUGUAACCUGAACCACCAAUGCAAUUUAAGUGCAAGCGUUUCAGCCGUAUUUCAAAUGCAAAACGCAAGAUUAUAAUUGUUCCGCUUUGGAGAGCACAUCCUGGCUUACUAGUGACAGGAUUUGUCCAAUGAAAUACAACAUCUUGUCAUCCCUUGCAGAAAUGUUAACGUUUUAAGUAUUUAAUCAUAUAAAAUAAUGAAGAUGUUGGUGCAACAAAUGCAACAGCAUACAGUAAAGCACAUGUAUUACCGAGAAUAAAAACAACAUAAUCUGUCUUCAUAAUAUGAGUCAUAAAGUGGCAUGAAAUGUCAAAAGGUAAUUGUAAAAAUACAUAAUUGUAAAAAUAGCAUACAGAAAAUUCAGGUAAUUGAAGAUUUAACAACUUCCUGUUGUGUUUAUUUAUUUUUAAUCGUCUGACAACAUUAUUGAAAGUCCACAUAAAGAGUACUGCACUUCAUAUUCCAGUCCUUUAGGGGGCGGUACUGCGCUUAAACUAUCAGAAGACCCUUCCUCUCUUAGCGGUGCUCCUCUUUCGUGACGUCACAGUGUCUGCCUCUACACGGGCAGCUGGCAUCUUUGCUUUGUGUGAAAGGACGCUGUGAUGUUUUUGUGGACCGGUCAGUUCAGAGACUUGACAACAAGUGCCGUUGAGGCGCCAUGCAGAGUCCAGCCCAGGAGGAUAGUGGGCCAAACCCACUGAGCACCCAAACCACACAGGACAAUGACACCAAUUCAACCGAGUCGGCAUCAAGUGAAACAGGUGCAAACGAACAGCAGGCUGUUGACAAGGAAGAAUCACAUCUUCCAAUGGAGGACAUGAAUGGACAAACAAAUGAAACACCUGCAGAUGAAGCACUUGAAUCCUCCCAAAACACUGAAGCAAUGGAAGUGGACCAGGGUCCGAAGACCCCACUACGGUCGACACCCAGCACAAAUAAAGAUCAAGUCGCUGGUGAAGAAAAGUCAAAGAAAUAUAACAGACGUUUCCCCUCCAAGAUGAUAGAUCCUCUGAAGAUGGACAUGACCAAGCCAGUGGUGAUGCCCCUGACAUCAUCCGAGCUGUCCCUGCAGUGCAUCGAAUGCCACAUCAUCUUCAGCGACGCCAAGAGCAAACAGCGUCACCUGAAGGCGAGUCAUCCAGCCGAAUACGAGCAGCGCAUCCUGACAAACGCGGUUUUCACCUGCUACGUUUGUGACCGCAGCUUCACCAACUCCACCGAACUCAUGGUCCAUCAGAAAGCCCACGUCGAGAGGAAACCCUACAAGUGUCCUCUUUGUAGCCAGGCCUUCAAGAAGACAUCCGAACUCACGCUUCAUAAAAAGAUUCACAUCGGGGAGGAUGGUUACACCUGCGUCAACUGUGGCAAACUGUUUAGAACGCUCACCCUGCUUAAGUAUCACCGUCGCGUACACAACGGAGAGUUGCCGUACGUUUGCAAGGAGUGUGGGGACAAGUUUUGCAUGUCCAAAGCUCUCCAGAAACAUAUGCUGUCACACCUACCGGAGGGUGCCCAAGCUAAAGCACUGAGGAAAAAGCGCGAUCCCUCCGCAAACAAAUAUCACUGCUCCAUUUGCAAGGCCACCUUCAAGAGUCCCAAGACGCUGCUUCAUCAUCUUAAAGCCAAGCACAACAUAUUACCAGCUUCGUUAAAGAAACCGCUCUUUUCACAGCUGAGACAUGCGACUCCAGUCAUAACACCGAUAGCCAUUUCCCAACCAUCGUUGCUCCAGUUGGAGCCCAACGGGCCUCUCCAGAAAGUCGACGGCAAUAUCGACACAGAGCCCAUCCGCAGGCUCAUUGAAUCUUUGGAAAACGUCCAGAAAGUAAAUAAAGUUGUGAUUUUGGGUCAAGUGCCUCCUGAUGCUCCGCCUUUGGAAGUGCAGCAGAUCUCCGACCUAGCCAAACCAGUUGAUUCAUAUCUUCAACCUCCUCAGUUAGGUUUUUUGGGAAUGACUCAGAUGGAGGCAAAGACAGCACAAGGAGACUUUCCUAUGAACUCAUGUGAUCCGAUGGAGCAGACAAUUAUAUUGGAACCCAUUACUCCUGACGGACAGUUAAUAAACCCGCCCUUUUCACAAUUCGGUUCCCAGAUAGUGUCAGGGGAAAGCUUUGCACUCGGUCUUGCUCCGAGUGAACAAAGAAUGGAGCCGGAAGGAGAUUCGAUGCCGCAAACUCAAUUCCAACCUACAGUGGACGCUACAAACAACAUGGACUCACUGGUUUGCAACACCGAAGGCAGUGACCCCAAGGAAGACCCUGAGCAAAUGAUCAUAUUAGAACUAACUCCUGCCCUGACACCAACUGCGGAGCUGGAACAUUCCCAAAAUGUGACACAGCAGGAAAUUACACCCCUAUCAUCGGCUCCAGCUCCUGAACUGGCGAGCUCGUUUGAUCAAAGUCAAGUAAAAGAAGCAUCAGUCCCACCAGCCCAGCCUGCAGUUGAGCAGAACAUGACAUUUGUACAAACCACACAAGUAGAUCUCCCACAGGAACCCACACAGGCUCCAGAGGAACCUGGAGAUAACCCUCAGGAGGAGGCUUCAUCACAGAUUCAACCUGAACACCAAGAUGAGGUGUCCGAGGAAUGUCAAGACAAAACGAUGCAGGAUGAAAAGCAACGCAAAGGUGAUGUAGAAAAUGAGACUGAAGUCGUGGAUGUUUCGUCCAAAAAGACGCGUCCAUCGUCGCAAUCCCAAACGAAGCAGGGGCCACAGAUCCCGGAGUUACCCGUGAAUGUGAUGUCAGCUCAAGAGCUCGUCAAAGUACGCAAAAGGAAGCCUGCCAGGGCUUUAUUUAUACAAAGUUAUAUGCAAGAAUUGAUAGGCACCAUACUUGACGAUGAGUUGCAAAGCGACGGCAAAGCAGCUAAACGCAAAAAAACCAAAAAAUCUCACCUUGUUGUAAAAUUUAGCCCGCAGAAAGAGAAGAAAAAGAAAGGGAACAAAAAACAAGCGGAAGCGAUAACGGAUCUGGAGACAAAUCUACCACAGAAUAAAGUACCUUCAAAAAAGAAGGGCGGGAUUUCUAAUAAAGGUAAAAAAGCAAAAAAUUCUGCAUCUUCAGGUGAUAUCAAUACAGCGCCAUUCACCAAACCGUCACAGGUAAAAGACAAAGUGAAGACAAAAAAAGAGAAGAAAAAGAAGCUGAAAAAAGACGAACAGGUUACUAACGAUAUAGUUCAAGCUGUCAGCAAACAAAAAGCAAUACUUAAAAAGAAGAAAAAACAACCUAAAAUAACACAAAAAGAACGACCCCAGAAUACAAAAGUGGCCGCUAAAUCGCCAAAAAAAAAGGAAGCCAAAAGUAGUCCGAAAACUAGCAAAAGCCAAGCUGACUCACCUGGUGUGCAAAUAACACAAGACUCCCUCCUUUUGUUGAAAGGUCACAAACAGCCCCAGUUGAAGGUUCACAAAUUGGACCCGUCAAAAACAUCGGGGCAGUCACCGGAAGCCCCGCCUCGGGACUCCCAAUCCAAGCGCAUCAGAGAUGGCAAAGCCAAACAUAAAACCGUUUCCGGGGGUAAGAAAAAAAGACCUCAAGCCAAAAAACCCCAGAAGUCUCUCUCAUUGCUGUCCUUCAUUAAUAUCAAUGCCACCCAUCAACCACCUGAAACUACCAAACCCAAGACCAGUCGAAAACGCAAAGCGCCCUCCAAUGUGGAAACCGAAGGCGUGAUAACAUCGGCGCAUUCCAGGUGCACCUUGGAGUGUAAAAACUGUGGGGAGAUCUUCAGUGAAGUAGCCUGUCUUCAGAAGCACAAAGCAACAGUUCACGUUAUGGAGAGUCCCGGGCUCACGUACACCAAUGGAAACAUUUUUGAAGGCGUCUCCAGGUUAGAUGUUUGCCACCAAGAAAGCACCACUGGCCUCAUGAAUCAUACCACCGGUUGGGAUACUGAGCCCGAGAUGCUAAUGGAGGACCGAGAACGAAGUGUCUCAUUUCCUGCUUUGAUUCCGUCCCCUUCUUUACCGGUUCCACAUGCCGACGAAGGUAGUAGUAAGCCUCCAGCUUCUCCAAAAUGUACCUCUUCAUUAGAUACAGUGAGAAACCGUGAAGCUUCUAGUGUCGAUCCUCUCUUAGACAGCCCAAGCCAAACAAAAGAUAAUAACGGUCUGAUGUCCUCAGAGGAACAGCAAAGUGAAAGCACCCCGAAGAACCUGUGUUCAGAAUCUGAAAUCCAGUCCACCGUGAAUGAGGACAUUAAGGAAGAUGUUGUUCUUGGAGUGGACUUGGUUACCGUUGGGGAAGACAAUGAAAGCGACAUUGUAUCUUCACGUCAAGGUCAGCCUUUCCAUAAUGUAUCAAGUGAAAUAACUAAUAAAACAAUCAACGGUGCUGGGAAAAUUCUGAAGUCUGUGUCUUGCGCCACGCUGCAAGCAGACGUGAAGGAAGAAGAGGAAGAACUUCUAGUCGGAAUGAAGCGAAGGAAUCCAUCAGGAAACGAACGGCGAGGAAAGGCAUUGCGUGGCAAUGUCAGAGAAACUGAAUCGGAGGAACAACAUGAAGAUUGUCGAGUCAUUUAUGAAGAAUUUAGCUCUGAUUCCCCAAUGAAGCAGCCUGAGAUCGGAACACAGGCUUCCCAGCCAGGGAUCAGUCUAGGAUCUGAUCCCAAAAUCGUUACUGGCACUUCUUUCCCCGUUGCAUCUUCUACAUCGGAUAAAUCCUUUGCAGCUCCUGAAGAACAAGAUGUGGUUGAGCUGGAGUCUGCAUCUACUAAUGUUCAACCUGACGGGGAGAGUCAGUCUCCAAGAAUCAUCCUUACAAAGAUUGUCCCCCCUGGACAAGGGAUACUUCAUAGGCAGCGGCAUCGUCUUAGCCCAGGGAUCAAGGUUGAAGAAAAUACAUCAUAUUCUUCACUUGGUGCACCCCAAAAUGAAAGCGACAAAGAUAUCCAGCCUCAGCAGCAUCGAGACAUUCGAACGGUUCUGGUGAAAGAAGAGAACAGAGCCGUGCUCAAUGAUGCUCGGGCCACACCGGAUAGCAGACAAUCUACCAGUUCAUUCACAGACAUUGAGGAGGCAACCAGCGACUGUCGUGUGACCCCCGACUUCAACAACAAACAGUGCAUCUUCUACCCAGUGAAGGAAGAAGAGAAGGAGCUUCCUUUGGGAACUGAUCAAACUCACUGUGGAAGCUUAACCACAGAAGCAUCCGCUGAUGUCAGUCACACGCCGGAUCCAACCUAUGACGGACGACACAAUGAACCAGACUACCAAGAAAUGACAGAACCGGAGAUGGAGGUUGAUGACUUUACCGAUGGACAAGCUGAAGCGGAGCAGCAGAAUCCAUCGGAACUGCAGCGCCUACUUCUCCAGAGUUCCGACGAAGAGGAUGCAGGAAGUUUGGAAUCAUCUCCACCUCCCGUUGACUGUGAAGCAGAUGUCAUGGCCUAUUUCCACAAGAAUGGCUCACUACAACCUGGCGUAAAUGUGAUCCAAGCACCAGGAGAACCCAGGGGACCCGUUCAUUACUUCUCUAAGUAUUUUGACUGGGACACUUGGGUAGACAUCGCCCACUGCACCAAUCAAACAUCCAGCAUUCUGAACAGUGUCACAGCGACUGAAGUGGCACGGUUUGUUGGCAUCCACAUUGCAAUGGGAACACUGAAGUUUCCCAGCCCGAGGCUCUACUGGGAGGACUUGACUAAGGUGUCCUUAAUUGCUGAAGCCAUGCCACUUCCACGCUUCCUUCAGCUGUCGCGGAUGUUGAAGCUCGCCUCCCCUGCAAAAGAUCCGGUGAGAACUCGUUUUGACUUGCAGAAUGACUCGCAAGGGGACAGUUCUCAUCAUCGUGUUAACAGCACUUGCCAAAGAAGAGCGUCAGAUGAAUCUUUGGACCCUCUGUGGAAGGUUCUGCCGGUAUUGUGCCGUUUCCAACAAGGGUGCCGGUCCCUCAGAAGUGAAGGUGACUAUGCAGUUGACCAGUAUUUAAUUCCCUUAACAAGAGAGCACAAAAACAGGCUGGCUCUCCACAGCACCACAUUAAUCGGAUUCGGGGGUUUGCUUCUACAUGUGAAUCUCAAAGUGGAUCUGUCCGACAAAGAGGAUGCCGUAGAAAAAAUGGUCCCCGGCGGCAGCACGGUGUUUCUUUGCAAGCAGGAACUCUCCACCCCUGCCAUGCUUGAGCGGCUCCUAAGUGCCGGGAUUCACGGUGCAGGCCGAGUAGGCGGGGCAAGGGGACAGAUCGGAGACGAGUUUGUGAGCUCGGACGGAAAGCUGAUGCUACGCAGGACUCACUGCGGUUUCAUUCUCUCUACGGCAGACCACAGUCAGAGGAACAUGGCCGCUCUCAUGGCCAACUUUCAGAAAGCCCAGACAGCAGCUCGUCUCAACAGAGAUUUGUUAAAUCUUUACUCCAUCCCGGUCGGUGUCUUUCCGACACGCUGGCCUCUCACCGUGCUCUGGUACCUAACAGACCUGGCUUUGGUCAACUCCUGGCUCCUGUACAGACACGAUCACACCACCAAUCCUGCGCCUUUGUCUCUAAUGGACUUCAGACUACAAGUGUCCAAAGCCUUGAUCCAUUCCAGCGGUGCAGACUCUCAGCACUCUGUUCUCCCUAAUCCAACCUCAGACAAAACUCAUGCCAGAACUGAACCCCCUAAUCCCAGCACACGAGAAGAAAGCGCCCUCCCCGAUGCAGCCACACGGUACGACGGUUCAGGUCACUGGCCAGAGCAGCUGGCCGAAGGCGAAGGCGGCAGGUGUCGUUUCGGGGACUGCCAGAGGACAUCUCGGGUUCUAUGCCUUAAGUGCUGUGUCUUUCUUUGCAUCUCACGCAAUCACAAUUGCUUUUUGAAUUUCCAUAAUCAGGCAAAUUCAGGAACCCUAUAGAUUCCACCUCGACAUUGACAAUAUGAACAUUUGAUGUACAAAUACAGGGUUAUUCAAGUACAAUACAUACAAAAUGACUGCAUAAUGAUUGUUCAGAUAGCCUUCAUAUGAAGAGCUUGCAACCAAAAGGCGCUAAAUCCAAUUUUCACUAAGUUGCAUGUUUUUCAUGAGUUUAAUAGACCUCUGCCAUGUGUAUCCAAAUCACAUAUUUUGGGCUUGAAAUCAUUUUUAAAAAUAUGAAAAAAAGUGAUAUGAAAUUUAUGCUUUCAACCAAAAGGCGCUAUUUCCAUUUCAGAUUUCAACCAAAAGGAGCUAAAUCCCUUUCUUUAUUCUGAGUGGCCCAAGUUUCCCAUCUAUUGAUAAUCUGACCAAUCAGAGAGAAGAAUACAAUUGGCACUGCACAUACAGAAAGCCAGUAUCAGUGUGCAUCCUGUUUUGUUUGUGUACAUUAAGUACACGUAUGAUAGUUACAGUAUGUUAUGCAAUUCAGGAGAACACAAAUUGUUUUUACAGUAUUCUGUAACAUGGAAGUUUUUUUUACGCCAUAAAAGGCAUGUCUCUACCUUGACACCUCCAACUUUCAUGAGAAACAUUAUUUUACUUGUACUAAAAAACAUACAAUGUGAAGAGUUUUUAAUGAGAUGAUUUUUGUCAAAUUUAUUUCAGCCAAAAGGCGCUAAAUCCAUCAUUUCAGCCAAAAGGCGCUAAACCCCCCCCC